AGUAGCAACCUAAGGAAACCGGGCGCGCCAGGGUUUGCACGGACCUGGCCCACUUAGGGACUCGUGGUCCAGUCGGGUCCAAGGCUGGUGAGCACCUCACCCGCUGGAGACCAAGCUCAGGCCUUCUGGCACUAGUGGUUAUAAAGAGGCACCCAUCUGCUCCCUGCCACCUCCGCCAAAGAUGGGCAAUAGGGCGAAGAGAAAAGCAAACACCAGGCGCCGCGGCAGGUGAACUUGUCAACAAGUCAGCCCUAGACGCAAGUCCCUGCCCAGAAGGGACCUCGGGGUCCCGGGGCCGCAGCUGCUGGGAAGGCGAGGCACGGCGUGGGUGGAGUGGGCUGGGGUGGGUGGGGGUGCCGCGGGCGCUGGGGCAGGAGAUGCGGCCCGCGCCCCGAACGCUUCCCUCCCGCUCCCCCGGGAUUGACGCACGCUCUCAUGGCGCGCGCAUCCUCCAGACCUGCCCAGGCCCGAGGGAGGAGGCGGGGGAGGGGUAGGGGCUGUAGCGGUUCCCACACGCGGACCAGGGACUGGAGGAGGCGACCCGCCUGUCACCCGCCGCCCGCGGAGGGCACAGUUGGCGGCCCCAGGCUGGCGCCCCGACCUCCGCGGCUGCCGGGCGUCUCCCGCUGCAGCCUGCAGCCCGCCCGGCGCGCCCCCGCCCCGACCCCGGACGGCAGGUGUUCCACGUGUCCAUAGCGUUUACGUCACAAUGACCUGGCCUACAGGUGGGAGCCGCAGCGAACGCCCCAGGGUUCCCUCUGCGCUGUGCAUGGCCAAGGUGAAAACUUGGGCGGUGACUCAAACAAUGCAAGCGAAAAGUGGCUUUGAAGACAGUGUCUUAAGGUGAACAAAUAUGUUCUACAAGCAGUAUCAGGUCAGCAUGGCACUGAAAUUCCUUGGGCUCCCAGAGAGUUUAAGGCUUCAAUGAAGAGAGGGGAUUUAUUUUACACCGAAGAGAAAGGUGAAGCCUUUGAGAGCUGAUUCAGAGUCCUUAUAAAAAACAUCCCAGAGAACUCCCUCUCUGUGUGAAGACACAGAAGACAGCUGUCUACAAACCAGAAGGCGGGCUCUCACCAGACACUGAACCUGCCAGGACCUUGACGUUGGACUCCUCCACCUCCAGAACUCUCCUGCAACUGAGUUUCUCAUACUUGGAAAAUGGCAGAAGUCUUUCCUACAGAGUGCAGAAGUAAACCUUGCCAUAGGAGAAACAGCUUCCUGAUCAAGAUAUUUCCUGAGCCAGGGUCGACUGAAAAGUGCAUCCCAGCAAUAAGCGGACAUCUAUUUCCACGCAAUGUUUACCCAGUGAUCCUAGGUCUACCCGUUUUGGUGCCACAAAUUUCCUGCACCGUGAAUCAAACUGUGCCGAGCCUAGGCUCCCACGGAACCAAGCCUGAGCGCCACCCGGGCACUGAGACGCGGACUCCGCCGAGGCUGAACGAGGCAGCGGGACCGGUCCGCGUCUGAGCAUGGAGAUGAAGCGCCAGGGAGGGCAUGUCCGGGGCGCCGGAGACGCCAGGCCCGAGUAGCUCCUCCAUGGAGCCUGCCCAGAGCGGUCCCUGCUCGCCGAAUUCGCCCCCAGUCCUGUGCGGCUGCUGAGAGCGCUCCUUGCUCUGUAAAGUGGAUGUCAGGUGGAUCUAUGUUUUUGAAGGAACAAAGACUCAGCGAAAGCACCGCCGAGGAAGUUUGAGACGCGGGAGGAUGCAGGCUGCGUGCUGGUACGUGCUUCUCCUCCUGCAGCCCACCGUCUACUUGGUCACAUGUGCCAAUUUAACGAAUGGUGGGAAGUCAGAACUUCUAAAAUCAGGAAGCAGCAAAUCCACACUAAAGCACAUAUGGACAGAAAGCAGCAAAGACUUGUCUAUCAGCCGACUCCUGUCACAGACUUUUCGUGGCAAAGAAAAUGAUACAGAUGUAGACCUGCGAUAUGACACCCCAGAACCUUAUUCUGAGCAAGACCUUUGGGACUGGCUGAGGAACUCCACAGACCAACAAGAGCCUCGGCCCAGGGCCAAGCGAAGGCCCAUUGUUAAGACGGGCAAGUUUAAGAAAAUGUUUGGAUGGGGUGAUUUUCAUUCCAACAUCAAAACAGUGAAGCUAAACCUGUUGAUAACUGGGAAAAUUGUAGAUCACGGCAAUGGGACAUUUAGUGUUUAUUUCAGGCAUAACUCCACUGGUCAAGGGAAUGUAUCUGUCAGCUUGGUGCCCCCUACAAAAAUAGUGGAAUUUGACUUGGCACAACAAACCGUGAUUGAUGCCAAAGAUUCCAAGUCCUUUAACUGUCGCAUUGAAUAUGAGAAGGUUGACAAGGCUACCAAGAACACACUCUGCAACUAUGAUCCUUCAAAAACCUGUUACCAGGAGCAGACCCAAAGUCAUGUAUCCUGGCUCUGCUCCAAGCCCUUCAAGGUGAUCUGUAUUUACAUUUCCUUUUAUAGUACAGAUUAUAAACUAGUACAGAAAGUGUGCCCCGACUACAACUACCACAGUGACACACCUUACUUCCCCUCCGGAUGAGGAUGGACAUGGGUGAGACUGAAGCCUGAGGAAUUAAAGGUCAUAUGACAGGGCUGUUACCUCAAAGAGGAAGGUCACAUCUGUUGCCUGGAAUGUGUCUACACUGCUGCUCUUGUCAACUGGCUGCAAAGACGCUAGUGGAAAACAAUCCGAUGUAAUUUCUGCCCAGUCAGCUUCAUCUCUUAGCAUAGUUGUAAAUCACUACAGGUUUUAAAGGCACACUUGAAGACAUACUCUCACACAUAGAUAUACACAAACACACGUUCAUAUACAUUUCAGCUUGCAUCUGUCAUGAUUGCUGUCAGGAGGGCUUUCGUUAUCUGACUCAUAAUGGUUCAGGAUAAACUAUCAUCAAGCAAAAGGAUUAACUAGACAGUGAAUGGUUUCUAACACUUGCUGUUAUGGAAAUCUCUUUUAAAGUCUUGAGUACAUGCUAAUCAAUAAUCCCCACUCAUGCAUUCCUACUGCUUGGAGUAGUUGUACUGGUAAAUACUACUGUAGGAAUAUAUGCUUGUUCAAAUGGAAAAAAAAAUGUGUCUUUAGAGCUCAGUAUUCUUUAUUUUAUGAACACAACAAAGUGUAGUAACUUUUUUCCAGCAUACAGUAGGCACAUUCAAGGUAAUAUAAGAUGGCUCUUUUUUUUUUUUUUUCUAUGGAGGGAGCCUGUUUUCAGUAAAGAUGAGCAAACAUUUGGAAUUUACAUGUGGGCAGACAUUGGAUUACAGCUUUCAUCACCAGUCUUUGGACUUCCGCAAAGUUGAGACCAACUAAGGCUGCUUAAAACAAGUUCUGAUCAUUAUAUAAGAAGGGAAAUGCCUGACAGACACCAUGUAAGUUAUAAGUGUCUGUCUUAUCUUUACUACACAUAUUGUAACAAAUUCAAUAUCCUAGUCUUCAUUUGUAUGAAUGGUUUGUAUUGUACAUAGUUUAACCAAGUGUUAUUUGAGCUGCUUAUUAAUAUUAACUUGUACUUGUCUCUCUGCUUGUUAUUGGUUAAAAAAGAAAAAAAAGGAUAUGAGGAAUCCAUUUUAUCAAUGUAGCUGUGACCUCCAUUAAAAAGACAAACUUAAUGUACAAAGCAUUUAUUCAGCUCAAGUAUUGUUGAAAGCUAUACAUAUACAACAUUACAGUCUGUCUGUAUUUAGAUAUUUUAUUUCUGGACAAAAUGAAAUGUACAUAAAAAUAAAAUGCUUAAAGUUGAGUUUCAA
Messenger RNA from Acinonyx jubatus (cheetah), 3725 nucleotides. It is a transcript of the gene NXPH1, whose product is annotated as neurexophilin 1. NCBI's taxonomy places the organism in Eukaryota, Metazoa, Chordata, Mammalia, Carnivora, Felidae. The transcript has 10 exons. The record is from RefSeq and is a predicted model, not a curated record. Bases 1702 to 2517 code for a protein of 271 amino acids. Gene Ontology annotation, molecular function: signaling receptor binding.